This is a messenger RNA of Lecanosticta acicola, 561 nucleotides long. Lineage: Eukaryota; Fungi; Ascomycota; Dothideomycetes; Mycosphaerellales; Mycosphaerellaceae. The record is from the annotation of a GenBank genome assembly.
AUGGACGAGCAUCUGCGGCAGGCGCAUCACGACGUCCACCCGCACUGGAAAGAAGAGUUGGUGUUCAGGACGAAGGAUGCCUUGGAUCAGCAUGCGAACGAGGCUCAUCCGCCGACUGAUGGCAACAGCAGUGAUCUUGCGGAGCUGAAGCGGGUCAUGGAAGACGCAAGACAGCAGCAGGCCCAAUACGCAGAAGCAGUGAAACAGUGGCAAGCGCAGGUUGCACGAAAAGACAGAGAACGCGCUGAACAAGAUAUACAGCGGGAGGCGUGGUUUGCACAGAAAGAGAGAGAACGCGCUGAAGCAGAAAAGCAGCGGAAAGAGCGGUUUGCACGCCACACGAGAGAAGUUAAGCAGGGUGAGUUGAGGCGCAACAACGCCCUGAUCGAAACCCUGGGGGCUGUGAAAGACAGCCUUCAAAACCUGCGAACAUUUGUAAACAGCCUUGGAAGUCUGCAAACGGUUGCAAGCAGCGCUGAGGAAGUCCGCGCCACGAUGAGAGAAUUACGACAGCGGAAUGAGGAGAACAAUGAGAGUGACGACGGGAAUGGGGAUGAGUAG